Molecule: messenger RNA, 1965 nt
Organism: Penicillium paradoxum
Lineage: Eukaryota; Fungi; Ascomycota; Eurotiomycetes; Eurotiales; Aspergillaceae
Exons: 1
Coding region: 1-1965 (654 amino acids)
Source: RefSeq, a predicted model, not a curated record
AUGUCGUCUUUCCCUCAGAGCCAGAUAGAGGAGUCUUGGCAAUUCCCACCGCAGUCAGCACAGCCACGUCCAUCGCUGUUCGGUGGACCCAGCAGUGAUGUUGGUUUGCCUUCUUCUCAGCCAGAGCCGCCGAGGAGCUCAAUUUUCGGUGGCCCCUUCUCUCAAUAUGGAAAUCUAGAUCCUGUGUCCGAAGCAGACCCCAUGGACGAGGCACCAGAUCAAGGCGAAAAUGAGGCCGACAUGAUCAUGCGAGACCAGUCCAUCGUAUCCCAAGAUGACUUCAUCGACGAUUUUCAAGAGGAGAACCGUGGCAGAUCUCUCAGACGCCGGACAAAGCCAGUUCAGCCUCAAACGGAGCCAAUCCACUACGUAGUUGACCGAGGCCUUGACCUGCCACCAGGCGUUGAGCGGCCCAAUCUGUUUACUGGGUUUGCCAACGCAUGGAGACACUACAACUCCGACGAUAUCGGAGCUCAUAAUGCCAUUAUUACUCACCGCAGUCGAGAUCUAUCGGCUCAUCUUUACAAUGCCCACGCACUUCGCAGGCGAACGCGUGGUAUUUCUCGGAAGAUACUCGAAAAUGACAAGAAGGCCCCACCCCUUGUACCUAGACGGUGGACGGCAUGGCCUGUUCAUGCUGCGAAAGUUCCUCGCGUUGAUGAGAUGCUCCGGAACAGACCGGAGGCUACAGAGAUAUUACAAAUGGCACCGGAUCCGCGACCGAGCGCUCAAUUGGAACAAUGCAUCACAGCAGUCAUGCUGAAGGCUUCGAAAGAAAGAUUCCAGGCGCGAGAGUGGGAUUUCGAAGAAAUCGUAGAAGAUCCUCCACGGAUCACGGACGAUUGUGAUCAGCUGAUGGAAGAUGAAUUGAAGAAAAAUGAAGAGGAUGAAGACGAGGAGCCUGUUGAUACAAGAAUCCUCGAGCCGAUCGUACAACUGGAUGAUGAGGAGGCUUCUCAUCAAGUGCGUCCGUUGGUACGAAAUGUCAUUUCUCAAGUAGAUCGGCUGCUACACGGGCUGCACUGUGCUAUGAAGAGUCGCCAAUAUGAAGACGACUCUGAUGGCGAGCAGUCGAGUGAAGAGGACGAGGAAUAUCCGACUGACGAUGAUCGGGAAAGCCGAAGCCGAAGUCGAUCGCGUGGUCGACAACACGAUCGGCAUGACUCAUACGAACGACAAACAUCAGUCCGUUCUAGCAGCGCACACACGUCUAGUGGAGCGGAAACAGACGAGGAAAGCCUGCGAGAUGUAUCUGAAAGCCGAGACCAAUCCCGCAAUCCCUCCGCAAGCCGUCAGGGCAACCGACAUUUCAGAAGCAGACUCAAAUUGCGCGAUUGGAGCGAAGUCAUGGGACUAGCAUCAAUGAUGGGUCUCCCCGCCCCGGCGGUGAUGCGCGCCUCAAAGCGAUGCGCUGAUCUUUUCGGAGAAGACAUUGAGUUCCGGACGAUGCCUGAGGGACGGGUACGAAAGAAGCGCCACAUAACUGGCCAAGAAGAAUAUGCCUACACCGAAAGUGAGGGUGAAAGUGAAAGUGGGAGCGAAAGCGAAAGCGAAAGCGAAAGCGACUUCCUCAGUGACCCCGAUCUUCCGAUUGUGCCGCCAAUAUCUAUGCCAGUUCCUCAACGCAUUGUCAACCCUACCGUUCAGCCCAAGUCCAGGACGAAAACAUCAGGUUCGCGACGCUCAAAGUCCAAAAUGACCCCCGCAAUCGUGCCUCCUUCGGAUUCUCCGUCUCCAUCCCCGGAAGGGCCACCGGAAUUCGCCGAAUCCGCCGCUGAGAACAUAGAACAACCUACUGAGGAGACCAGACCAGUGAAGUUGGGCGUUGGAAAAGGCCCUCAUCGCAAAGUGGAUAUUGUGUGCCCCAUCAGGAGUUGCAGUCGACAUGAGGACGGGUUCUCCCGGAAGUGGAACCUCAAUCAACAUUUGAAAAACACUCACGGAAUUCAAAAUGAAGCCCCCUGA